This is a messenger RNA of Caenorhabditis sp. 36 PRJEB53466, 3104 nucleotides long. The record is from the annotation of a GenBank genome assembly. Lineage: Eukaryota; Metazoa; Nematoda; Chromadorea; Rhabditida; Rhabditidae.
AUGCGUGUCGCCGGUUUAUUCUUCUUAUUCAACCUCGCCCAAUUGUCUAGUGCUUUCAUUAUUCGAUCAUUUGUACCAGCGUGAGUUUGGGUUAACACUUUUUUCAUUCUUGGUUAGUUCGUUACUAGAUUUCAAACGCAAUUCAAAAUAUGACCUAAGUUUAGUUUAGGUAAGACCGGUCCAGUAAGGUCUGAAAAAUAAAGAGAAAUUUUGCGGACCUUCAUUAAAUCAAUACAUUCCAUAAUGAUUUUAACCGGGUCACGUCCCAGUUUCCAGUAAUUCACAAAGGAAACGAUGUGUCCAUUGUCAAUCUAAUUUUGGUUUAUUUGCAGGAAUGCAAAGUGCAACUCAACACUGGCGGUGAGCUGCUUUGCAGAGUUGUUUGGCAUGAUAUCGGAGGUGUGUCAACAGCGUGAAAUCUCCUUCCGGUGUGUCCAUUACACGGUGAGUCCACCACCCCGACAUCUUCCCUAUCAUCAUCAUUUCCUGGAUUUUUGUUGCAACUUUCGACUUUUGACUUCCUGUCCUUUUUUCAGUUCCUGGAUGAGUGCUUUGAGGCUCGAGUCGGCAAAUGUGAUGCGGCAUCAGUGGCAAAAGUGGGUGCGAUUGGAUACAAACACGCGUUGAGUGGUUGUCACUCAUCGAAGAAACAAAAAGCUGAAGGGGUAACAAUAAUUAAUCACUCUUGCAUGAAUCGUCAAAUAUUUAGACCCUACCAAUUCUGGGCGCACCUGCACAAACGUUUCCAUCGCCUGUACAAUUGAUUUCUGCCCUAGGAUACUUGCAAACUCAGUGCUCACUUAGUCGAAGCAAGAACUGCUCCAGUGACCAUGUCCACAACAUCAUGGGUCAAUGUGAAGAGCAAAUGAAACCGCUGGCUGGCUAUCCACAAUAUGAUCGACACAGAUUAUUGAGGUUUGUAUACAUUUCAAUGCAUUUUUCAAUGUUCCUUCCAAUGACCACUUGGGACUGUUUCUGAGUAUGUCUGAGUAUAGUUCUGAAGAUUCUGAAGAUCUCUCUCAUUUUACUCCAAAAGCUAAACAUUUGAAACAAUUUGAGAAUCUCCCUUGAAUUCCCUAAAAAUCUCUUUGGACACUCGGUGAAUUGCGUAGACUCACUCUGACUCAGUCUGAAUGAUAUUUCUGGAAAUUUCUGCAUUUUCAUGAGCAGAUCCCUCGUUUUUCAGAAUAAAAAUGGACACCUCAAGGAAGCUGCUAAUGUACGAUGAGACGGACAAAGAGCGCGAGUGUCUGGUUGUAAGGUCCACACUUUCGGAGAUGUACUCUCUCCACCACGCUAAUUGCUACCAUGUGAGCAAACUACACAUACACUUUCUUUGUCCUCAAAGAUACAACGUUUUUUCUGCAGUCUCUGGUCACUCGAUGUCUAUGCGAAAGAUUGCGGUUUGAUGUGCAAUGUGGGAUAAACUGUCACCAGUUGGAACCGACGUCACCAGAUCAGGACACACUGGCUUGGGAUGAGUGGAAGGAAGCGCGAUUGGUACAUGGCAAUGGCUCUGUCAAAUGUUAUCUCAAUUUUCCUGCAAUUCUAGCUCUUUCAAUUAUUGCGCUGCUUUUUCAAAGGUUAUGAUGGGUCUUUCUGUUGGUCUCCUUCCCAUUUUCCAUUGUUCUUCAAAUUAGAGUUGAUUAUAUUGCACUGUAACUUUUGGUCGGUUCAUUUCAGUCUUUGUAUGGGCCAAAACUUUUUUUUUCACCGAUUCUCUCAUAUCGAUGCCAGCUGAUGAAAUGAUAAUGAAACUAUAUUUGAUUAAAGGUUUUGCGGAAUGUAUGUGCAAAUGAAGAACUGGAUUUUAUCACAAAGCCAAACGAUCGAAAAAUGAGCUAAUCCCUGUCUGAUACCGAAACCGGAGCAGUCUCGGCCGUUUGAAACACAAUCACCAAAAAACUUUGACAAGGCAAACAUUGACCAUCACCAAAAACUGACCAAACCUCUCAUUAUCUCUCUCCCCCGUCACUUUUCAAAAAAAAAACACCUGAGUAAACAGGCUCAGAAAUAGUAUACAAUCAAUCUUCUUUCACUUUUUUCUCCCCGUGUUUUCCCGUUUCUUCAGUUGGAAGCUUACGCGUUCUCCCGUGUGUGUGUGUGUGUGUGUGGACUUGCCUCUUUAUUUGUGUGUACUUGAGCCCACGGGAGGUCGGAAAGAACAGAUUAAAAUCGUUAUGCAGGCAGUUUCUGAACAAUGGAAUUUAUUUCGAAACAUUCACAUUUCUUCUUGGCUCCGCCUACGAUAUAUGGAGCACACAACACGAAUGAUAUAAAGGGUGUUCGAGUGGUUGGCUUUUUGGUAACAUUCUGGAUAUCUGCUCAGUAUUAUCAUGAUCAGGUUUGUGGAGAUAGAAGAUUUAUAAAAAGUUAACUUUUUUAAAGAUUGAAUUGAUUUUGAGCAUAUUGGCCUAAUUCACGUUCAUUUCUAGCAAAAACCAAAUGAUAUUCAGAGUACUUGCGUGUUUUGCCCUUCUUGUCCCGUUCGUAAUCCCGUUCAGCUAUAACAGUGGCGGAAAUAUGGCUUGCAUUGUCACGGUACACAUAAAUUGGUUCCUUACCAUAGUACCAUCUCCAAAAUUUAUAGAAAAAUUUGCUAUUCUCCCAAGGAAACUUGAUCCGUCAGCUGAAGAAAGAAGAAGUGGACGCAUUCAAAAAGUACAAGAAGGAACUUCAUCUUUUCAAUACAGUGAGUCAAUAUUCCAGAUACUUUUGGAAGCAGGGUUUUCCAGAACAUUUUAUUCUUACAGAAGAUCAACGAGGCUUUUGAUAAAGCCGAAGAGAAUGAAGCCAAGAAUGCGACAGUACCCCCAAUGCCGAUUCGCCCGUUGUUGCCGUCUUUCUGUACCGGUCCCGACACUACUAUGUACAUUUUUGGAGCUUGCACUGUUCAGGUAGAACACCUUUAUUAUUGCAUUUCGAAUUUUACGUCCAAGUUUUAGAACAACAAGGUGUACAUUGGCAGUGUUCUGGCUCGAGAGCUCGAUGACAAGGAGAAAGUGAAAUUGUCUGAUUUUGCCAAAAAAUUGGCUGCAGUCAAACCGGGAACCACUCCACCAACGGAUAUUUACAAAGGACUCGAGUUCUGUACGGAACUAUGA